CUAUUUUUAAUCAUUUUCAUCAAUAUUUAGUACAUUUUUAUUCUGAGCGUGUGACGCAAUUGCUCUUUACUAAGAGAGAAGCAACCUUGAAUUUGCACGCAGUGGCAACGCCGUUAACAUCAGCCACAACUGAAAACGAAUCGUGUAAGGCUUGAAACGUGCCGGCCGCCACGUGCUGCAUAUAACUAUGGCCAAUCGUACUCGCAACAAUACUACCAAGGUUGAGGCGCUGAUCGAGAGCUGUCGCAGCGAAGGCAAAUGGCAGCGCGUCAUCGAAUUAACCGACGAGCUGAAAACGGGAUCACCACAUAACGAGUGCCUGGCAAACUUCCUGGUGGGCGAGGCGCGAUUGGAAAAUUAUCUUGAGGAGCAUGCGGUGGCGCCCGAAACGAACUUUGGCCGCGCCAAGAGCGGUCUGGCCGAAGCCCGUCGCUUCCUCAACCUGGCUCUGGGAGAAAGCGGCCAAAAGGCGGGCAUUGCACUCGAUGCGUACCUGCUGCUAGCCAAGCUAUCCUACGCCUGCGGCGAAUAUGAGCAGAGUCUAGAGAACUUUGUCAAGGCGGAGCUCAACACGCUCGCCGAGAAGGAGCUCACAUUACGCAGCCUCAAGAUUCUCGCCGAGUCGUAUGCCAUCAAGGGACUGUGUCUGGAGCAGCAGGCAUCGAAGCCUACGUCCAAGUUUAAAAAGGCCGAAAAGGACACGGAAAUGAUCUGCUGCUUUGAGCGUGCCUCCGAUCUGGGUCUGCUGUAUCUGCAGGAAUACGACAUUGUCAGUGGCAGCAACAACUCGUCCAACAAUUCCACCGCCGGCUCCACGUUGAACGUCAAUGCUGGCGGCGGAGUGCAGCAGUCGACGAGCAGCUUCGCCAUCAGCAGCACCAUUCCAAGCAGCGGCGUUACCCUCGAGGUGAGCCGACGCAUGGGCGCCAUACUCGAGACGGCGCUGCAAAGGGCGCCCAUUGUGCUGAUCAAGGCGGGCAAGCUGCAGGUGGCCGUGGAACGCUAUCGCAUCAUGCUGAAUGCCAUCGAGACGCGUGCAACGCAAUCGUUGCGUCUAACGCUCGCCCGCCAGCUGGCCGAGGUGUUGUUGCGCGGCGUCUCCGGCACAAUUUAUGCUCCGCCAUUUACCACCAAGUCCGGCGGCAGCACCUUGAGAGGCGGCGGGGCCACCAAGCGUCUGUGGAAGCCACGGAAGUAUGCGGGACGUCAACAGUUUACGCCACGCAAUCAACAAGAGGAAGUCAUACUGCUCCUGCUCAUCGCCGAGGCACUCGCCGUUCGCGACACUGUGCUUUCCCAGAGUCCGGAAUUUCGUUUGGCACGGCAACAUGCCAUGGGCAAUGUGACGGCUGUCUACGAUCUCCUCACGCUGGCCACGAUACGUUGGGGUCUCGUGCAGCUGCUCAACGAGUCCUUCGAGAAGGCGCUCAAGUUCAGCUUUGGCGAGCAGCACGUUUGGAGGCAGUACGCGCUGAGCCUGAUGGCCGCCGAGAAGCAUUCCCAUGCGCUGCGUGUGCUGCAGGAGUCCAUGAAGCUAACGCCUGGCGAUCCGUUGCCAUGCCUGCUGGCAUCGCGACUCUGCUACGAGAGCCUGGAGACAGUCAAGCAGGGACUGGACUAUGCCCAGCAGGCGCUUAAGCGAGAGGUGAAAGGCCUGCGUCCAUCGCGCAGUCAACUCUUUGUGGGCAUCGGUCACCAGCAGCUGGCGAUACAAGCGACUCUGAAGAGCGAUCGCGAUGCCUACAACAAGUUGGCGCUGGAGUCGCUGGAGCGAGCUGUGCAACAGGAUGGCAACGAUCAUCUGGCCGAGUAUUAUUUGUCGCUGCAGUAUGCGCUGCUUAAUCAGCUGGGGGAUGCGUUGAGUCACAUACGCUUUGCCCUGGCACUGCGCAUGGAGCAUGCGCCGUGUUUGCAUCUGUUUGCAUUGCUUUUGACAGCUUCACGACGACCCCGCGAGGCGCUGGGCGUAGUGGAGGAUGCCCUGCAUGAGUUUCCCGACAACCUGCAGCUGCUGCAUGUGAAGGCGCAUCUUCAGCUCAAUCUCGAGGAUGCCGAGACAGCGCUGUCCACGGUGCAGCACAUGCUCGCCGUCUGGCGGGAUGUCUACGAGGCGCAGCUGGCCGGCGAGGAGGAGAAACAUUCCGACACAAAGAGUGGCGUUCACUUGGUGCAUUCUUCCCAAAUGUCCGACAAGGAUUCGAAUUCCGUUUAUGCUGCUUCUUUGGCCGCAGUCUCUCGAGUCGAACAAGCACUAAGCGAGGCUGCCAGCUCGUUGAGUAGCUUUACACAACGCCCCGGACCACGACGACCCUGGAUGCUACAAAUUGAGAUCUGGCUGCUGUUGGCGGAUGUGUAUUUGCGCAUUGAUCAGCCUAAUGAGGCAUUGAAUUGCAUACACGAGGCCACGCAAAUCUAUCCGCUCUCACAUCAGAUAAUGUUCAUGCGGGGUCAAGUUCAUGUCUAUCUCGAACAAUGGCUGGAUGCAAAACAAUGCUUCCUCAAUGCUGUUGCUGCCAAUCCGAACCAUACCGAAGCUCUUCGCGCUCUGGGCGAAACACACUUAAUGCUGGGUGAGCCGCGACUGGCUGAGAAGAUGCUCAAGGAUGCUGCCAAAUUGGAUCCCAACUGUCCCAAAAUAUGGUUUGCGUUGGGACAAAUUAUGCAGACCUUGGGGGAUUUCAAUGCUUCGGCCGAUUGCUUUGCCACAUCGCUGCAAUUGGAGCCGUCGUGUCCUGUGCUGCCGUUUACCUCGAUACCUUUAGUUUUCGAAUAGGCAUUUACUAUUGUUAUUUUCUGUAUUCCGUUAAUGCUUCAGCAUACCUCAACUAACCUCAAGACGAACAGAGCAAUAUUACUUACUAGACAUUAACUAUGGUGAACCAAGUUUUUUUUAUUAUUAUUAUUAUUUAUCCCUUUUGUUGUUAUUACUGUAAGUAUUAAGACAGGCAUGGAAUGGUGUAAAUUGAGUGUGUAAAUUAUUAGCUAGCCCUAUUCAAAAUGUUUAUGAUGUACCUAAGCUAUUUACUUAUUCUAACAACUUACUUAUAAACAUUGAAGCAAACUUAAACUAUUUAACUGUAAUAA
Molecule: messenger RNA, 3084 nt
Organism: Drosophila albomicans
Lineage: Eukaryota; Metazoa; Arthropoda; Insecta; Diptera; Drosophilidae
Gene: Ttc7
Product: tetratricopeptide repeat protein 7B
Exons: 10
Coding region: 188-2773 (861 amino acids)
Biological process (GO): protein localization to plasma membrane; phosphatidylinositol phosphate biosynthetic process
Cellular component (GO): plasma membrane
Molecular function (GO): protein binding
Source: RefSeq, a predicted model, not a curated record